This is a messenger RNA of Cydia splendana, 1263 nucleotides long. RefSeq names its product odorant receptor Or1-like (gene Or-16). Gene Ontology annotation, molecular function: odorant binding; olfactory receptor activity. Gene Ontology annotation, biological process: sensory perception of smell; detection of chemical stimulus involved in sensory perception of smell. Gene Ontology annotation, cellular component: plasma membrane. Lineage: Eukaryota; Metazoa; Arthropoda; Insecta; Lepidoptera; Tortricidae. Bases 34 to 1239 code for a protein of 401 amino acids. The record is from RefSeq and is a predicted model, not a curated record. The transcript is spliced from 8 exons.
AAUUAGCCUCAGACAUUUGAAGUCUUUUCAAUAAUGGUUAAACGUAAAACGAAUAUCGGAGAUCUGUAUUUGAGCAGGGCCAAAUUUGUAAUGUCCUUUUUAGGGGUUUGGAUGCCCCUACCAAACGAGUCUAUUAUGCAUAAAUGCUAUAGGUUUUUCAUGCUGUCCUUGCAAUAUUGUUUCCUUGUAUUUCAAAUGAUAUAUAUAUGUCAAGUACUGGGAGACCUCGAGGAAAUCUCUGAAUCGUCUUUCCUGCUCCUCACCCAUGCUAGUCUGUGUUUCAAGAUCACCGUGUUUCACGUUAAUAUAGAAUCGUUCAGGGAACUCCUGGCUCAGAUGAACUCUGAAAUUUUAUUGCCUCAAACUGAGGGGCACGAUAAGAUCUUGAAGCUGCAGGCUUCGAGGAUCAAGAGACUGCUGUUAGCAUUUAUGGUCAGUUCUCAGACUACCAUUAGCCUGUUCGCUCUUAGUUCGCUGUUCGAUGAUGCUAAUAGAAAUUUUCCGUUUAAACUGUGGAUGCCGGUCAGUCCAGAACCCUCGCCGCAGUACGAGCUCGGCUUUUUGUUCCAAUUCGUGACCCUCUCCAUGAGCGCGUUCAUGUACUUCGGUGUGGACAGUGUUUGUCUGUCCAUGGUCAUCUUUGGGUGCGCGGAGAUUGACAUUAUUAAAGAGAAGAUUAUGAACGUUAAGCCAAUAGCGGAAAGACGCGUUAAUCGGUCCGUUACCGCCAAUAACAUUUUGGACGAGCACUACAAAGUUCUGAUUGAGUGUGUGGCGCAUCAUCAAGCCAUAGUCAAGUUCAUCAAGCAGGUGGAAGACACGUACCAUUUGUACUUGCUCUUUCAACUCAGCGUAGGCGUCGGGUUGAUCUGCAUGUCAGCUUUACGCCUACUAGUGGUGGACUGGAAGAGUGUCGAGUUUAUGUCAGUGGUGAUGUACCUGCUGGUGAUGGUCAGCCAGCUCUUCGUCUAUUGCUGGACCGGCCACGAACUCACCGCUACUAGUUCGGAGCUUCACACGGUGGUGUACGAAUGCUGCUGGUACGAGCAGGACGUCCGCUUUAAGCGCGCGCUGCUCAUCACGAUGCUGCGCGUGGGCCGGCCGCUGGAGUUCCGCGCCGGCCGCUACGUCACGCUGUCCAGACAGACCUUCGUUGCGAUUCUACGCAUGUCCUAUUCGUAUUUUGCUGUAUUACAGCAAGCUAGCAGUCGAAACCAAGUUGUAGAAUUUGAAAAUUAGACUAGAUUUCAAACUCAAGCUAUU